AUGUAUCCCACUUCUUGCUCUGAAGGAACAAUUCGACGAAAAUAUACACUGGCGCUUCCGCUUGACCCAGGGGGAAGAUUCGAUCUGAGACUCAGUUAUUCAACAGUUCAAGGAUCUGCAUCCGUUGUGCCCAACACCCCCUUCUCCCUUCCCAACUCUCUUCAUUCCCAACUGCUAGGGCAUCUAGGAAACACUUCAGCUGACGAGGCGAUUGGAACUUCGUUUUUUGAUCUGAUCAACCAUUCCCCAGUUCGCCUUGUUCUGAACACGCGUACUCCCCUUCGCCAGCCAAAGGCAUCAAACCCAACGUUAAACAUCACUACUACCGUCCGCCCCUCGAUAAAACACACUAAUGUCGCCAGGAGGGCAACAUGGCCCACGGGCAUCCAGGUAUUUGAGGACUUCGCCUCUGCAUCCAAUCUCAUGACUCAUCGGUUCCACAGCCAGGAUGCCCACACACCGGAUAAUGAACCCCAGGUGCCUCCACCUGGGUUCCAUUAUCCUGCAUGGCUUGCCCUAUGUGGCGGCCAUGAACACGUUUUAGAGCCCGAUUGGGCUCUAAAAACCGUUGUCGAAGCGCCCAUCGAGGCACUAUUCCCAAACAUGCCGGUGGGCAUGAUCAAUGAAUACCGCUGGCAGUACUUCCAUGCCAGGGUAUGCUUGAUUUGCCAGGGAAUUAGGAGGCGCGCCUGGGAUGAGAGGCGCAGGAGGGGCAAACCAAAAUACGCUAGGGACACCGAUGCUUCAAGCUGA
Cantharellus anzutake is the source of this 753-nucleotide messenger RNA. RefSeq lists its product as uncharacterized. The transcript has 6 exons. Bases 1 to 753 code for a protein of 250 amino acids. The record is from RefSeq and is a predicted model, not a curated record. Lineage: Eukaryota; Fungi; Basidiomycota; Agaricomycetes; Cantharellales; Hydnaceae.